AUGUAUGACGACGAUGAAGAAAUGGAAGAAAUGCCAUUCGAGGAGGAAGAUGAAGAAAUUUCUUCAGAACAGUGGCAGGAGGCUUGUUGGGUAGUAAUUUCUGCUUAUUUCGAUGAAAAAGGCUUAGUUCGUCAACAGUUGGAUAGUUUCGAUGAAUUUAUUCAAAUGAACGUUCAACGCAUUGUUGAAGACUCUCCUCCUGUUGAGCUUCAAUCAGAAAAGUUCGGAUUUGAUAUUCGGAUCAACUUUUUCAAAUAUCCUGUUAAUUUUAGUGGAAAAAUUUAUCUGUCGAAACCAACACAUUGGGAGAAGGAUGGAGCGCCAACACCGAUGAUGCCUAAUGAGGCUCGAUUAAGGAAUCUUACCUAUUCAUCGCCAUUAUACAUUGAUAUAACGAAAACAAUGUCAAGGGAAGGUGAUGAACCAAAAGAUACUAAAUAUGAGAAAGUUUUUGUUGGCAAAAUUCCAAUAAUGUUAAGAUCUUCAUAUUGUAUGCUGGCGAAUAUGUCAGAUCGUGAUCUAACUGAACUCAAUGAAUGUCCGCUUGAUCCUGGCGGAUAUUUUGUCAUCAAUGGUUCAGAAAAAGUUUUAAUUGCGCAGGAAAAAAUGGCCACUAAUACUGUUUACGUAUUUGCAAUGAAGGAUGGUAAAUAUGCUUAUAAAACAGAAUGUCGGUCAUGUUUAGAAAAUUCAAGUCGGCCAACAUCAACGCUUUGGGUGAAUAUGAUGGCUCGUGGAGGUGGAGCUCAAGGGAAGAAAACAUCUAUGGGUCAAAGAAUCGUUGCUAUUCUUCCCUAUAUUAAACAGGAGAUCCCCAUUAUGAUUGUAUUCCGAGCUUUGGGUUUUGUUUCUGAUCAUGACAUUCUCGAACAUAUUAUUUAUGAUUUCGAUGAUCCUGAAAUGAUGGAAAUGGUUAAACCUAGUUUGGACGAAGCAUUUGUUAUACAGGAGCAAAAUGUUGCGCUGAAUUUCAUUGGUGCGCGUGGUGCGAAACCAGGUGUAAACAAAGAACAGCGAAUGAAGUAUGCAAAAGAAAUUCUUCAAAAAGAAAUGCUUCCUCAUGUUGGGGUUUCCGACUUUUGUGAGACCAAAAAAGCAUAUUUUCUGGGUUAUAUGGUUCAUCGUUUAUUACUGGCAGCUCUUGGUCGUAGAGAAUUGGAUGAUCGAGAUCAUAUUGGGAAUAAACGGCUUGAUCUUGCUGGUCCUUUGUUGGCAUUCCUUUUUCGAGCAUUAUUUAGAAAUCUUCUCAAAGAAGUGCGAUUAACUGCCCAAAAAUAUAUCAAUAAAAAUGGUGAUUUCAUAUUAGAUGUAUGUGUUAAGACAUCGACAAUAACUCGGGGCUUGGCUUAUUCCUUAGCUACUGGUAAUUGGGGCGAUCAGAAAAAAGCACAUCAGUCUAGAGCUGGUGUUAGUCAGGUGCUGAAUCGCCUCACAUAUACAGCUACAUUAUCGCAUUUGCGCCGCUGCAAUUCUCCGAUAGGUCGUGAAGGUAAAUUGGCUAAACCACGACAACUUCAUAAUACUCAGUGGGGAAUGGUUUGUCCUGCCGAAACACCAGAAGGGCAAGCUGUUGGUUUGGUCAAAAAUUUAGCUCUUAUGGCUUAUAUCUCAGUAGGAAGUUUACCAGAACCGAUUCUCGAAUUUUUGGAAGAAUGGUCAAUGGAAAAUUUAGAAGAAGUUGCACCUGCAUCUAUAUCAGAUGCCACAAAAAUUUUCGUUAACGGGUCUUGGGUUGGAAUUCACCGCGAUCCUGAGCAGUUGAUGUCCACAUUGAAAAAAUUGCGUCGAGAAAUGGAUAUUGUCGUCUCAGAAGUUUCAAUGGUACGUGAUAUUCGCGACCGUGAAAUUCGGAUUUAUACCGAUGCUGGCCGUGUUUGUCGACCAUUGUUAAUUGUUGAGAAACAGAAACUCGCUCUUAAAAAGAAACAUAUCGACCAGUUGAAAGAUACAAGUAUAAACUAUUCCUGGUCAGAUCUUGUCGCUGGAGGUGUAGUUGAAUUAAUAGAUGCCAUGGAAGAAGAAACUAUAAUGUUGGCUAUGAUGCCAGAAGAUUUAAAAGCUGGGGGAUAUUGUGAUACUUACACACAUUGUGAAAUUCAUCCAGCUAUGAUUCUUGGAGUUUGUGCAUCUAUAAUUCCAUUUCCAGAUCAUAACCAAAGUCCAAGAAAUACAUAUCAAAGUGCUAUGGGAAAACAGGCUAUGGGAGUCUAUACGACUAAUUUUCAUGUUCGUAUGGAUACGCUUGCACAUGUUUUAUAUUAUCCUCAAAAGCCACUUGUUACAACUCGGUCGAUGGAAUAUCUCAGAUUCAACGAAUUACCAGCCGGAAUCAAUGCAAUCGUUGCCAUUUUAUCAUAUACUGGAUAUAACCAAGAAGAUUCCAUAAUAAUGAAUCAAUCUGGAAUCGAUCGUGGUUUGUUCAGAUCGGUGUUUUACCGAUCCUACCGUGACGAAGAGGCUAAUCUGGACAAUGCAAAUGAGGAAAUAAUUGAAAAACCUUCUAAAGAAAAAUGUUCCGGCAUGCGAUAUUGUUUAUAUGAUAAACUGGAUGAUGACGGCAUUAUUUCGCCGGGAAUGAGAGUUUCUGGGAAUGACGUUAUUAUCGGAAAGACUAUAGCAUUACCUGAUACUGAUGAUGAUUUGGAUGCCAAUGUUAAACGAUAUACAAAACGAGAUUCUAGUACCUAUUUACGCAGCAGCGAAACUGGUAUUGUUGAUCAGGUGAUGUUAACAUUGAAUACCGAUGGUAAUAAAUUUGUAAAGGUUCGCGUAAGAUCAGUGCGUGUGCCGCAGAUAGGUGAUAAGUUUGCGUCUCGUCAUGGUCAAAAGGGAACUAUGGGUAUAAUGUACAGACAGGAAGAUAUGCCUUUCACAAAUGAAGGUAUUACUCCUGAUAUCAUCAUAAAUCCUCAUGCAGUUCCAUCUCGAAUGACGAUUGGUCAUCUUAUAGAAUGUUUGCAAGGGAAGUUAUCAGCUAAUAAAGGUGAAAUUGGUGAUGCUACACCGUUUAAUGAUACUGUUAAUGUCCAAAAGAUUAGUAACCUUCUGCAAGAAUACGGUUAUCAUUUACGAGGCAAUGAAAUCAUGUAUAAUGGGCAUACUGGUCGAAAACUGACAACCCAGGUAUUCUUGGGUCCUACCUAUUAUCAACGGUUGAAACAUAUGGUAGAUGACAAAAUCCAUUCAAGAGCUCGAGGUCCCGUUCAAAUGAUGAAUCGUCAGCCUAUGGAAGGAAGAGCGAGGGAUGGGGGUCUUCGUUUUGGAGAAAUGGAACGGGAUUGCCAGAUUUCUCAUGGUGCUGCGCAAUUUCUUCGUGAACGCUUGUUCGAAGUAUCUGAUCCAUAUCACGUUUAUAUUUGCAAUAAUUGCGGUUUAAUUGUUGUCGCUAAUUUACGGACGAAUUCUUUUGAGUGCAAGGCAUGUCGAAAUAAAACACAAGUUUCAGCUUUACGAAUACCUUAUGCAUGUAAAUUGCUAUUCCAGGAACUUAUGUCAAUGUCAAUCGCACCGAGACUAAUGGUCUCUUAA
Molecule: messenger RNA, 3528 nt
Organism: Dracunculus medinensis (Guinea worm)
Lineage: Eukaryota; Metazoa; Nematoda; Chromadorea; Rhabditida; Dracunculidae
Source: the annotation of a GenBank genome assembly